Mobula hypostoma (lesser devil ray) is the source of this 743-nucleotide messenger RNA. RefSeq names its product probable pancreatic secretory proteinase inhibitor. Lineage: Eukaryota; Metazoa; Chordata; Chondrichthyes; Myliobatiformes; Myliobatidae. Gene Ontology annotation, molecular function: protein binding. The record is from RefSeq and is a predicted model, not a curated record. The transcript is spliced from 4 exons. Bases 23 to 265 code for a protein of 80 amino acids.
UACAAGACCCAGGCGCAGGAGAAUGAAACCAUUCUCAGCCUUUGCUCUUGUCUCCUUUUGCUUCCUCUCCACGCUGGCUGUUGAAGUGUCUAAAAAUUAUAUAGAGCCACUCUGUGGGAGGAUCCAUUUAGAUACAAAAUGCCCCACCAAGUAUGAACCAGUGUGUGGUACGGAUGGGAUCACCCAUAACAACGAAUGCUUUCUUUGCCUCAAAAUCCGGACAACCACACCUCAGGUCAAAAUUCAGAAGUUUGAAGAAUGUUGAACUGGGUUUUACAGGAAUCUCAAUCUCUCAGAUGAACACUGAACUGACUGCCAUUCUUGCCAAUUCUAAUUGAGACUGACUGAUUUACUCUUCAUCAUGUAUGGGAAAAGUUAAAUAUUGACAAGUUCAGCAUUCUAUGAAAAGGAAAAUUCCUGACCUAUAGUCUUCAAGUUUUAAUAUUAAAUGUAAUUUAAUAGAACUUGACAGUACAGACUUCCCUCAAUCUGUGCCUUGUUGCUAUUACAUUCUUACCUCUGAAUCAGAAUGUUGUAGAUUUUAUUUCCUACCUCGGAGACUUGAGCAAAAUCAUUUGGGUGCUUUUGUGAUUGCACAACAGAACCAUCAGCUGACAAUGGUUUCCAGUUUUCUCAGAAAGAUGAUUACACUAUUCUGUGGCCAGAAUUUAUUCUUCAACCAACAUCACAACAUCUGAUUACCUGAUACUGCAAUUUGGGGAUUGUGCUGUCUGAAAAUUGGC